AAGGAAUAGAAGAUUACUGCUUGAAAUAGGUUGGGAAAAAGCUUCAUUUUUUUUUGAUAGUGUGAUUUUUAUUACUGAUUCUCCUUAGAAAUGGCUAUCUAAAAUUCAAUCCGGACAGGAAUUUGAUUGCUGGUGGAGUUUGAAGGAAUAAAGCACAGACAGAAGAUGAGUUUGAGGCUUGGGACAUUUUAAGCAACCAGCAAACUACUGGAUCCUCUUCAUUCUACAGGUGUACUGUUUGAAUUCAGCUAUGGAAACUUGGUCAGUGGAGCAGGUUUGCGACUGGCUUGUGCAGAAACAUUUAGGAGAACUGGUUCCUAGAUUUCGUGAGGAAGAGGUGAAUGGAACUGCUCUCCUGGCUCUAAACGAUCGGAUGGUUCAGCAGCUGGUGAAGAAGAUUGGCCAUCAGGCUGUCCUCAUGGAUCUGAUUAAGAAAUACAAACAGAUGGGCGAGGAACUUAAGUCACCUGGAAAGUUCAGAGAACCGAGUUUCCCAAAGGAGCCUGGAGCAGCUCAGGACAGCAGGGAUGAGCAGCUGUGUGUGCCUGUCAGUUCCGUGGUGAGGGAAUCAUCUCUUCUUCCUUCUGAAAGCCCAGAUGGUGGACAUAUUGAUCAAAGGGUCCUGAAGCAAAGAAAAAAUGCGAAGCACAUUCUAGCAAGGAACAAGGCUUUACAGUGGACCAGAUGCUAUAUUUUGCCUGAGUUUCCCUAUGACGUCAAGUGCAUGUUAAUGGAGCAAAAGUGUCCAGAUCACAGCAUGAGGAUUAGGAUUAUUGAAUUUUUACAGGCAGAUAUGACAAAGUACCUAGAAGGAUCCUUGUACCCAACCACCCAACAGUACAAUGAUGUUGUCAAUGCCCUGCUGCAGGCCUAUCCAUUCCUAGAUGAAGAGGGGAAUGGCUUUUUUCUAUGGAAACGAGCCCUGAAAGAUCGCUUCAAAUAUGUUCGGAGGCCGAUAGAAGAUGAUGAACAGGUGAUGAGAAACAAGUGUAAAUUUGGCCACAGGAGGGGGCAGACAAGGAAGGUUUUGGCGGAAACAAGCUGUGAUGAAAUCCAGAUUGUUCGGAUAAAAGAAGAAGAGGUUAAUUUAGACCCUGAGGUGGAUGACCACAUUAACUGGUUUAAGCAAGAAUUCGUGAAAACAGAAAGGAAUUGGCAAGAAGUGGAUGACAGAAUGAGCAGGACCCUGGAAAUACGAAGAAAGAUGAUUAACAACAAAACACCUUUGAAGGAAAUUCUCAAAAUGUUUCCUUUCUUAAAGUGCCCUUAUCAGCUCUUCAGGGAGUUCCAGCUCCUCACACAUACAGAUAUUUAUAAGAAAACAGUAGAGAUUUUGGAGGCCUAUUCAGAAAAUAUAUUGACUUUCUUUUCAGUGAGAGAUAGUCCAAUUAAUGUUAUGCUGCAGGAAAAACUGAAACAACACACGGAUGAAGACAUUCUAAAAUACAUGAAGAUGACUGCUACAUGUUUGCUUCUGCCAGAUGUCUUUGGCGAUAAUCCCAGUCUGUUUGCUGCUGUGAACGAAGAGGUGCAGGUGUUGACCCCUGUGUUAGCAGUUAAGCACCCCUUCAACAUCCACGCCUGUGAAUUUGCCUUGUACUUAGAAAAAGAAAAGCUGACCCAGUUGGAUGACUGCAUUAUGGCCCUGGCUGCCUUGACAGCUGCGUUUCACGUGUUUGGGAUCCAGUUUCCCAGAGGCUUGCACCAUACACUCCACUUCCUGGAGACAUUAAUCUUCGAUAGACGCAGUCCCAGGCCUCCCUCUCCAAAAGAAAAAACGUUCACAGUGUUAACGACUGAGCAUUUAUGCCCAUUCUGAGUAGCCACAGAACAACCUUAUUUUGAUCAAGGAGGAGCCGCAAUGUGGACUAGUGCUUAGAGUAUGGGCCUCGAGUCAGAAGGACCUGAGUCCUUAUGCCCGCUCUGCCAUUUAUCUGCUGUUUAACCUGGGGCAAGUCCGUUCACUUCUCUGUGCCUCAGUUACCUCAUCUGUACAAUGGGGAUAGACUGCGCCCCAUGUGAGACAUGGACUGAGUCCAACCAAAUUAGCUUGUAUCUACCCCAGAGCCUAGCCUAGCAUGGAAUGAGCACUUAACAGGUACAAUAAAAAAAGGAACUGCAUUUAGUUUAUAGGAGGGUGCUAGGAAUGUUGAUUGAGAAUAGUUAUGGUAAAUGUGUUUGGUGUCUGAUUCUUAGGUUUGUUUUUUUUCCCUGUUAGGUCCAGUUUUUUUAUUCUUUUUCUACGGAAAGUUCAAAAAACCAAGAUAAAUUGCUCUUGCAUUUCUGUGAUUUUUUUGUCUUUUUAAAGAGCUUUUUCCUGCAUUGUGUUCAUGUUCUAACCAAGCCCCAUGUCCGUUUUCAAUUCAAUCCAACGUAAACAAGGCACUUCUUCCUCAUAUUGCCAGUGUCCACCCCUUAUUCUCAUGUUUUGUCUGGUUGUUCUUGCUGGAGAGAAUAGUCGUGCCAAUGCUUUCUAAACAUUUUGUAUACUAAGAUAAAGUCAGUUUCACUGUU
This is a messenger RNA of Ornithorhynchus anatinus (platypus), 2514 nucleotides long. It is a transcript of the gene SAMD3, whose product is annotated as sterile alpha motif domain containing 3. Gene Ontology annotation, molecular function: protein binding. The coding region runs from base 251 to 1819 and encodes 522 amino acids. Lineage: Eukaryota; Metazoa; Chordata; Mammalia; Monotremata; Ornithorhynchidae. The record is from RefSeq and is a predicted model, not a curated record. The transcript has 10 exons.